AUGGAGUCUGGGAUUGAUCCUGGUCAAGAAUAUUAUGGACAAGACUAUUACAGCUAUGAACAUGGGUAUGUUAUCUUAAAUAUAUUUAUAUAUUAAAUAAUCUAAGCUUACUUUUAUGGGCAUUUCAUGGAAAUCUAUUUUCUUUUAGAUAUGAAUUGCCACAAUACGGAAGUCGGCGGCGAUUAUUGUCACCUUCUGGAAUGUAUGAAGACUACGGAGAAGUAGUUGUGGAGAAUGAUGGCAGUUACUAUUACAGUCCACAUGGACCUACGGCAGAAGGAGAUGUAAGUUUAAAGCAUAUGUUGGACUCUCAUAAUCAACACAAGAUUAGGGCUGCAUGCAAAAAAAAAAUACUUCAUAAAAAUGUAUUACACCAAUAAGUAUAAUAGCAGAGAUUUUUACGUUUUACAGUAUCUGAUAUUUUGGGUGUUGUCAGGUACCCCCAAACUAUUUAAUAAACACAUCAAAUUAGAAUUAUAUACCCAAUGUAAUUUCAGAAAAAAGCUAUUGUGAAAAUACUUUCACACGGUAUGUAAUUAUUCAGUAAGAUGUGCAUUUGAGCCCAAAUAUAUACUAAUAGAAGGAGUGCACUGUGCAGAGCAUAAAAAUGUAUAUACACUUGCCCUAAUUUAGGGUAAGUGAAUAUAAAUGUUUAUGCUCUGCACAGCGCCCCAGUCCCUCAAUUAGUAUAGAUUUGGGCUCAAACUCACAUCUUACUGAUUUAUUUUGUUCACUAUGGUAUAUAGUGGGAGUAAGAGGAACCCACUAGCGUGUGUAGCUACUUUUUUCAAAAAAACUAAUUUUGCAAGCGCAUUAUACACAGUAAUCACCUGUUUUAGUAUGUAAUUAUUCCUCUGGCAUGUCACAAGAGGUUUAAUGGUUAAUAGACUGCUGGCUAACAGGAAAUAAUUUCCAGACACAUAAGGUGUUCAAACCAUAGGCAGUUUUAUUGGGUCAAAAAGUGAUAGAGCAGCAAUGUUUCAACUUACCUUACUUAUCCAACUACUUUAUAAUAGAUUGCUGGGUGGCUUGAAUAGUGUGGUGUGGUGUGUUGUUCCAUUACUGGAGAAAACCAUUGACAUUGUAUUUACAUACAUACAAUUUGUGUAAUAGUGAAACACAGAAGUGAAAAUGUUCAUACGACACAGAGUUUGAUCUGCUUGUCUCUCUUCUAUACAUGUAGAAGGAGUCAUAUUUCUAAAUUGUUACAGUGUCACACAUGAAAGGUUCACAAGCCAUGCAAUAUAUUUUUAAAACAUUUCUAAUCCACUAAUCAAUGAGAGAGUUACAUUUUGGGAAACAACUAUUAGUGCACUAGUUGGUUAGGUAUGAUCAUUUAGUUAUAUAUUAAUGGACUCUAAACUGCACAUUAAAUAUAGGUCUGUUAAAGUUUUGUUCUAGCUUAAAUCUAGGACCUGUAAAAUGAAAAAAAAAAAAUUAUUUAACGUUACGGUCACAUUCAUUUUGUGCCAUUUAGAUUUUUAUUUUGCAAAAUAUAAAAGUAGAAAAAGAGAUUGUAGAUUAUAUAUAUAAAAAAAAUAGUCCCUUUUUAUUGCAAUUGUCACACACUGGUUUAAGUAGAGCAGAGAGUUUUUUGUGUGAAUUCAUUUUUAAUGUAACUCCAAUGUUAUUGCAAACUUAAGGAUGACAAGUGUAUGCAUCCAUGCAAAAGUAAUUGUGUAUUGCACUGAUAAGUAAUGCAAUAUUUACAAAAAUGUAUUUCCAUGAUUUCAGAUAAGAGCUCGUGGCAGAGGUGUUCCCAGGAGAGGUAGAGGACAGGGACCAGGUUUGCCAAUGGGCAGAGGAGUUCCAGGGAGACCUGGACCAUCCAGAGGUAGCAUACAGGGUGUAGGUAGAGCUAGUCAAGGAAGGAAAAAAUUGAGAGCAGUUAUGCAACUAAGUCGAGUAGCAGUCAGUGCUCAAAAGCCUUCUGAAGCUGGAGAUGUGGCGCACCGGUCACCAUGGAAAAAGGCAAGAAUUUUCCCAAUGUUACUUCAUAAGGUUAAAGGCACUGGAAAAGACUCUGCUUAUGCCAAACUUGUAUCUGCACGUCAAAUUGAAGGUGAUGAUAGCAUGGUUAUUAAAGGAAGUUAUUUCCAGAAAUCUGCUGAAAAAUCCACUGUAACAAGAAAGCUUGAUCGGGCUCUCAAACGUCUUAGUGUGACUAGAAGACUACAAGAACGGCGACAAUCACAGAGUUCUUCCACCAAAACAUCUGUGGUCGAAAGUGAAAAAGAUGAAGACUCUGAAGUAAGUGAAUCUGAGAUAGAAAGUAAAUCUGGAAUCUCAAUUAGUGUAACAGCAGAAAGUGAGUCAGAAGAAAGUGAAGGUUCAGAUGAAGACAUUGAGAGUGCAUCAAAACAGUCAGACGAGUCAUCUGUAAAGAGUAGUGUUCCUCCAUCUCAAGCAGAUGAUAAAGAUUAUCUGAAAGUAACAUUAGAUCAAGAUGAAGCAAAUGAAAGUACUGUAGACUCUGAUGAAGAAAGGGAUGAUAUAGAUGAAUCUGAUGAUGAAACUCAAUUAUCUUCUAAGUCGGUAGGAAGUAAAGAUGAAGAUUCAGCAGAGGAAGAUUCUGAAGAAGAGUCAAAAUCAGAAAUGGCUUAUUCAGAAAAAUCUAGCUUCCAAGAUGAAAUAACACCAUCUGAAGCUGAGGAGUCACAAUCAAGAACAUCUACAAAAAGUUCAGAGGUGAAAUCUGAAAGCAGCAAACCAGUUACUGAGAGUUCCAGUGUUCGAAGUGAUAAAAGUGAUGAAGUUAGUAGGGAACCAUCUGAAACAAGUGGAAAAAGUAGUUCAAAAUCAAGUUCUAGGUCAAAAAUAUCAUCACCAGAAAGUGAAAUGCAAAGUGCAAUAGAAGAAGAAUCAGAAGAGGAAUUACAUUCAGGUUCAGAUGAAGAUAUUGAAGAACAGGAGAGUGCAAGCAAAGCAAGUGAUGUUGCUAGUCAUGAGGACACAGAUGAAGACAACAGAAGUGAAUCAUCUGUGUCUCAAACCUCAGUUAAUAGUAAGAUAAGUCAAAGUAUAGCAAGUCGGGUAGCAGAUACCCAAAGUAAUACAGAAAGUAAUUAUCAAGAUGAAGAGGUUGAUGCCAUCAGUCAAGGAGAAUCUUCAGUCAGUAUGGAAAGUGGGAACACAGCAGCAAGUCAGGAGGACGAUUCUGUAUCACAGGCAUCUAUGCAUUCUGAAAUACAGAACUCCAGUGAAAAUAAAAGCCUUAGUAAAAAGUUAUCAUCUGACCAGUCUGAUUCUCCUGAUACUGGUCGUGGAUCCAGUUCAAAUUCUGAUGUAUCUGAUUCUGAAGCUGCUGGAAACUCAACAUCCUUUUGAAUAUGUACAGUAGGUUGAUAUGAAGUGUGGAGUGGCUUGGUUUGCAUUGCUGUGUGAUCCUUUCAAAUACAUUGUUUUAGACCUUUGCCUUUUCAGUUUUAAAGUUUUAAAACAGUGAUGGGGUACAUUCAUAUUCAUUAAUUUGCAGUUGUGUUCAUAGAUCUAUGCAAUCGAAUUAUAAAUAGCUACACAUUAUUUCCUAACUGUUUUAAUAUUAAAUUAAUGGAUAUGACUUUCUUUUGCAUAUGAACUGUAGGUUUCUAUGAUUUCAGGAGUGGCUAAUUUGCAGUGCUGUCUGUGUGACUCUCUGACUCAAAAUUUUAAGCAUUGUCCUUACCAUAUGAUAUAUAAAUUAAUAGAAGACUAGCAGUUCAGAAAACACACUCUUCUGCACUCAUUUGUAAUUCCUCAAGUCUCGGACUUGAAAAUUCAAAUCUAUAUGGCAGCAUGUUAUGUCUCAUGUUUAUUACCUACAGUUCUUUCAGAUCUUCACAGGUAUGUACCUAAUCUGUGCUUUAGAAAUGUACUAAAAUUUCCCAACAGAUUUCCUAAAAGGUUUGUUCAGAAGCUUGUGUCUACAUAUUUAUUUUUAUAUACUCUAUACUUAUAUACAUAGAAAUAAAAUACACUACUAUUUUGUGUUUAUCAAUGGAUUAAAGUUAUCAUGUGUCUGCUGAUUAUAGUCCAUCUUCUAUGUCUUUCAAACACCAUUUUUAUAAAUUGCUAAUAAAUAGUCUGGUUACCAAAUUAACACAGGGAAAAUGCCUGUUUGUAUGCCAAUAGUUUUGUUAAUGUCUGUUUUGUUAUCCAAAACAAAUUAACAAAGGUUGGAUGAAUUUAAAAUACUGUAUCUGUAAAUAAUAUUGAUAGCUCCCAAAAUUAAAUCUUGUCAUCACUUUACUGAUGUUUUGCUUCCAAGUCAUUUAUUUGAAGAAAACCCUGAAUGUAUUAAAUACAAUAACACAAAUUAAAACUCUUCUCACAUUUAGAGAAUGCCCUACUUACUUUACUUGUCACAACUUUGAAUUAUAGGAGAUCCUAAGCAGACAAACAUUACUCCUCGCAAAAAAAUAGAAUUUUUACCUCAAAGGAGAAAAAGUGUAGGUGGAUUGGCGCUCACUACUACAAAACAGCAACUAACCCCAGUGUCUAAAAAUCACUAAAAGACACUAACAAAUAGUGAAGUAACAAAGUAAUGUGGGGGGUGCAAAUCAGAAGAAAACAAGGUAAAUAUUUAUACUUAGUAGUUGUCAGUCUUGAAGUUAAUCUGAAAAAUAUAACAGUGUAUACAUAGCAUAAUACUGUAUGUGUACAGUUUUAAUUUAUGACAGAGGUAAUGGGUCACUCACGAUAUAUGGAGCCUAGAGUAGCAGGCUCUAGCUGUCAUCACUUUUGAAAAAUAAGCUUUUUCAAGCUGUACCCACGAUCUUCCUGUAUUGGCUGAUGUCCUUUCCCAGAUGUAUAAAGGAUGAAUGGCAAACCAGGAUAAAUGAAGUACAAAAAGUAUUUACUCAAAUAAAAAUGAACAACAGUAAAAGAACCGCGGUAAAAAUAUAUAACAUUACUUAUGUUAUAUAUUUUUACCACAGUUCUUUUACUGUUGUUCAUUUUUAUUUGAGUAAAUACUUUUGAGUAAAUACUUUUUUUACAUUAUUUAUGUUAUAUAUUUUUACCGCGGUUCUUUUACUGUUGUUCAUUUUUAUUUGAGUAAAUACUUUUUGUACUUCAUUUAUCCUGGUUUGCCAUUCAUCUUUUAUAUAUCUGGGAAAGGACAUCAGCCAAUACAGGAAGAUUGUGGGUACAGCUUGAAAAAGCUUAUUUUUCAAAAGUGAUGACAGCUACAGCCUGCUAUUCUAGGCUCUAUAUAUCGUGAGUGACCCAUUACCUCUGUCAUAUAUUAAAACUGUACACAUACAGUAUUAUGCUAUGUAUACACUGUUAUAUUUUUCAAAUUAACUUCAAGACUUACAACUAUGAAGUAUAAAUAUUUACCUUGUUUUCUUCUGAUUUGCCCCACCCUACAUUGCUUUAUUGUUAAAACAUUACUCCUUGCCAAAGCAUAGCCCACUUCUGACCAUACCUAAAUCUUUUCUAAACAUAUAUCAUUAAAUUAUAACUGUUGUACUUCUUUUAUAUGAUGUAGUCUAUGAAGCUCAAACAGUCUAAUUGUUCAUGCUCUGCUAUAAAGUCUUGUAACAAUCUCAAAAGGUAUAUUUGUUAGAGGGGUGUCAUAGAUAUCAUAUGAGAAGCCAGAUGACUUUUGGGGUUUAAAGGAUGGAAUAUAUAUAUAUAUAUAUCCACAUGCAAUAUGGAGUACUGAUUUCUUAUAUAUUUUUAAAAUAUCUUUUAAAAUAAUUUUUUAGAAAUAACAUACAUAUUUUGACUCUGUAAAGCUUUAACGACUGAUAUUUUAAAUCAGUAAUCUUGCUUUGAAUGCACCAGCAAAAUGUAUAGCUCUGUAGUAUAAUCACAGUCUAUGAAUAUAAAAUUCUCUGGGGCAUGAUGGUAUAGACAGUUAUUUAAAGUCAACUAUUCAAUCCUUACAUUUUACUAUUACUUUACUUAGUCACUAAACACAUUGCAACGGAGCCAAGUGCCUCUAUAAAAGAGCAUUCCAAGCACCAUAACACUACAACACAUUGUAGUUGUUAUGAAACCAGGGCUGCCCAGGCAGUGUGGCACUCUCACAGAGUAAGUAGUCAAGCUAUUAGAGAAUAACUUCUAUUAGCUCCCCUGAGCCAAGUCCAUCAGUGGAGGUUGAUCUCAUUGCUGAAGAGUGUUAGUUUAGUACUAUAAGCAUUGAGCUAAACCCUGCACUGCUGUGUUAGUUUAGUACAUAAAGCUUUUCUUUCUCAAUUUUCUCUCUUACCUUCUAACUUUCUACUUACCAAAUCAUUCCCUCCUCCCAAUAACAAUUCAGGUGUACUCCCUUUUACACGUAGACUGCAUAAAACUGGUGGAAACCAUGUUUGCCUUUAUCUCAGUCUAGGAAUACUAAGUUAAUAGGACGUGACUGUUCCUCUCCAGCCGACACUCAUCAAUAUUAGUUUUAAAGAUCCCUGAUGUCUAGAACAUAUCUGUGUAGAAUGGACUUAUUUACAUACAGGGAGUGCAGAAUUAUUAGGCAAGUUGUAUUUUUGAGGAUUAAUUUUAUUAUUGAACAACAACCAUGUUCUCAAUGAACCCAAAAAACUCAUUAAUAUCAAAGCUGAAUAUUUUUGGAAGUAGUUUUUAGUUUGUUUUUAGUUAUAGCUAUGUUAGGGGGAUAUCUGUGUGUGCAGGUGACUAUUACUGUGCAUAAUUAUUAGGCAACUUAACAAAAAACAAAUAUAUACCCAUUUCAAUUAUUUAUUAUUACCAGUGAAACCAAUAUAACAUAUCAACAUUCACAAAUAUACAUUUCUGACAUUCAAAAACAAAACAAAAACAAAUCAGUGACCAAUAUAGCCACCUUUCUUUGCAAGGACACUCAAAAGCCUGCCAUCCAUGGAUUCUGUCAGUGUUUUGAUCUGUUCACCAUCAACAUUGCGUGCAGCAGCAACCACAGCCUCCCAGACACUGUUCAGAGAGGUGUACUGUUUUCCCUCCUUGUAAAUCUCACAUUUGAUGAUGGUGUGACGAAGUGCCCUUCGCCACUUGGUCCUGGAGAGGCCUACUUGCCAGCCUCCUCCCCUGUGACUAUGACUCUUUCAUCUAUCUGGCUUUAAAGCCCCUAGUCUACCUUCAGACAGACUAUUUAUGUGGGCUGCUUUAUUUAUCCUAUGUUUUAGUCACCCUGUACCCAUUAUAGGUGCAGGGUGUGUGUAAUGUAAUUGUUUAUAGUGUGUGUGUGUGUACUGUGUAAUGUAUUGCCUGCUCUCUUGUAUUGCUGAGGUUUGCUACCAACUAGGUGGGUUUGGCUAUGGAGCUGGUCUAGUGCCCUCUGUUGGUAGCAACAGCAAUAUGCACUACCUGAAUUGCAAGACUGGUUCAUUUGCAUAUUCGGGUAGAUUUGCAUAUUGCUAAUUCUGCAGGCAGGUGAGAUAUUUACUGUUAAAUAUUGUCUCCCCCCACCCCUUUAAAAAUGUGCCAUUGUGUUGUGAUAAGUCACUGUGUGUUUCUUGAUAUGGUUUGACUGUUUGUGAUUUUAUUGAGGUUUCACAACAAUGUUAUUGUGGUGACUGUAUUGGCUGGUCCCAAGGGAAUAAAGGUUUUGACAGUUCUUCUUGAUCCCUCUAAACGUAGCCUUGUCUCGUUAUUGGAGGGAGCUGUUAUAAUCACACUGGGGAUUGCUAUGCUCUGCAUACUCCCCUGAGCUUUUAAUCACUUAGCUCUUUUAAGAGCUGUUCCUGUUACGCUCUCCUGGAGGAGAGGUCUUCCCCACACGGUCCUGGAGGACAGAAGCUGAUCCAGGGUGGAAGGAAGACGGCGAGACUCCAGUUAAGCUAUGGCGGUUGUGGAGUCUGCGGUGGUUGUGGUGUCGGCUGCAGUUUUUGGAGUCCUCAGGAAGCGCUAGGAGCAUCCAUCAACGGAGGGUACUCGGUCGGGGUACAGGGAGCUCCGUUACAGAUGGACCACAGGUUCUCAAUGGGGUUCAGAUCAGGUGAACAAGGAGGCCAUGUCAUUAGAUUUUCUUCUUUUAUACCCUUUCUUGCCAGCCACGCUGUGGAGUACUUGGACGCGUGUGAUGGAGCAUUGUCCUGCAUGAAAAUCAUGUUUUUCUUGAAGGAUGCAGACUUCUUCCUGUACCACUGCUUGAAGAAGGUGUCUUCCAGGAACUGGCAGUAGGACUGGGAGUUGAGCUUGACUCCAUCCUCAACCCGAAAAGGCCCCACAAGCUCAUCUUUGAUGAUACCAGCCCAAACCAGUACUCCACCUCCACCUUGCUGGCGUCUGAGUGGGACUGGAGCUCUCUGCCCUUUACCAAUCCAGCCACGGGCCCAUCCAUCUGGCCCAUCAAGACUCACUCUCAUUUCAUCAGUCCAUAAAACCUUAGAAAAAUCAGUCUUGAGAUAUUUCUUGGCCCAGUCUUGACGUUUCAGCUUGUGUGUCUUGUUCAGUGGUGGUCGUCUUUCAGCCUUUCUUACCUUGGCCAUGUCUCUGAGUAUUGCACACCUUGUGCUUUUGGGCACUCCAGUGAUGUUGCAGCUCUGAAAUAUGGCCAAACUGGUGGCAAGUGGCAUCGUGGCAGCUGCACGCUUGACUUUUCUCAGUUCAUGGGCAGUUAUUUUGCGCCUUGGUUUUUCCACACGCUUCUUGCGACCCUGUUGACUAUUUUGAAUGAAACGCUUGAUUGUUCGAUGAUCACGCUUCAGAAGCUUUGCAAUUUUAAGAGUGCUGCAUCCCUCUGCAAGAUAUCUCACUAUUUUUGACUUUUCUGAGCCUGUCAAGUCCUUCUUUUGACCCAUUUUGCCAAAGGAAAGGAAGUUGCCUAAUAAUUAUGCACACCUGAUAUAGGGUGUUGAUGUCAUUAGACCACACCCCUUCUCAUUACAGAGAUGCACAUCACCUAAUAUGCUUAAUUGGUAGUAGGCUUUCGAGCCUAUACAGCUUGGAGUAAGACAACAUGCAUAAAGAGGAUGAUGUGGUCAAAAUACUCAUUUGCCUAAUAAUUCUGCACUCCCUGUAUAUAUUUGUUUUGGUCUACAAUUGGAAGUAUCUUGGUGGCUUUAACACAAAUAAGAAUGCAAAAUGUAUUAGCGAAAACAACUGUACAAUUACUUAAUAAUUCAAAAAUAAAUUUACAUUUGUAAAUAUUUGUUUCUCCCAUUCACUAUAUAGAAAUGUGUACAGUGGACUAUCAACAGAAUAAAUUAAUUUAUUAAUAUGAUGUUAAUGUGAACCCAUCAUUAUAGGUUUACCUACUCUGAGAGAGUAAUCACAGGUACAGUGCAUGGGCUGUAGCUGCUGUGAUAGAGCAUGAGAACUACCUGUCGGAGGGUUCUCCUGCAAAAAGAGCAGGAGAACAACAUGUAGGAGGUUUCUCCUGCUUCUCUUUUGUCACUCAAUUCUUUGCACAAUUGGAAUGCAUAUUAUGAAAAAUAUAUGUUAAAGCACUGCAAAGUGACUGUAGCAUAUGUAAAAUUACUAUGCAUUAAUACAAAUGUACAUUGUAUGAAAGACAAAUCAUCAUCGGAAAUCAUGUCAUGUUCAUUUUUUUGUUAGCAUAAAAUGGGUCAGAAAACAUUGUUUAUGCUAAGGUUCAAAAUUACAGAAAAUAUGUAAAUAAGCAAUAAUAAUUGAUCACUUCUGAGUUUAUGAUUUCAUGUGCACUGUUAACAACUCAUCAACAAUGAAACCUUGUGCACGUGAAAAAAAUCAUGAUUAAAUAUCUAUUCAUUUUACUCCUAAUUUGAUCAUUUGAAUCACUUUCCUUUUUGGUUUUAUUUUUUUAUUUUAUGUGCAUGUAUUCAUUUUUUUUUCCAUGUGAUACAUUUUUCAGCCAUUUUAAUCAAUUACAGAAUAGCAUUCACGUUUAACUUUUUUUUCUACAUACAUUAUAUUGAGACCUGUGCCUUUUAUUUAUAAAAGACUAAAUCAUUGCUGGUUAUAUUACAUUAUGUAAAGCCCUGGCUGCAUUAUGUACCACAAACUUCCAGUUUGCAGUUACAUUGUAUUGGUUUUAAAUUAAUUUUAUUAAUGUCUAUUUUUGAGUUAAUUGCUUUUCUUCUAUCUUUACUAGAUAACUAACAAAAAGCGAAUUAAAUUGGUGGUAGACCGGGAAUAUGAAACAAGUUCUACCGGAGAAGAGAGUGUGUCUGAGUCCCAAAGGAACCGUUUCAACCUUCCCAACAUUCAAAACAACGUUAAUGGGAAUAUUUACAUAGCCCAAAAUGGGUCUGUGGUUAGAACCCGGCGCUCUUGCCUUACGAAUAAUUUAAAAAUAUCCCCACCAUCAAGGCUUGGGAAGCACUUUAAGAAACUUGACAAACUUGGAGUGACACAUGAAGAAAACAUCCAACUGAACACACUGUCAAAAGGGGCCUCUAUCAAAAUUAAUACAAUACCAUCGAGCAUAUCCUUGGCCUCCAAUAAUGCAGUAGGCAAAAACAUAGCAUCUACAUCAGGGGACAAUAAAUUAAGAAGCACAGAUGAUCAAGAGUCAACAGUGGAUAAUGAAGAUAUCAAAGAGCCAUUAGAAUUUCACAGUGACCAGACACAAUCAGAUGAAGAAGAACUAUGGAUGGGGCCGUGGAACAAUCUUCACAUACCAAUGACAAAACUAUAACUUUUUUAUACUAUAAGUUUGUAAUAGACUGCACUUUCUAUAAUCACAAUUGAAUGGAAAAAAACAUUUCUUGUACACAUAAAAUAAGAUUUCACAUAGUUAACACAAUGAAAUGUGCAUUCACUUUUUACAGAUUGAUCGCAAUCAAAUAUUUUGGCUAUUAAUUCGCUAUUACAGCCUUGAAAUAUAUAAUUUUGUUUAUUAACAUGUUUUAGCAACAUUAUUUGAUUUUCCCCAAAUUGCUGUAUGUCUUGUCUAACAUCUUGUACAUGUAGUGUUUAGUUUCUGUGAGGUUUAAAAAAAGCAGAAAAAAAAAAAAAGCAAAAAUCUUAAUAACAGACACCGAAAACAAUGUUCCAUUCAUUAUUUUUGGAAAAGGCAAAUAGUGACAGUGAUGUAGGAAGAAUGAUUCUAAACAAAAAAAAAUAAUUAAAAAAAUAAUCUCUAACUCCAAUUUAUGAAUACAAUUACAUGCCUAUGCUAUUCUGCAUGGAACAAAGAACUUCAGAUAAUUUUAAAGAUAGAUUAGAAUUUUUUUUUAUUUUAUUUCUCCAUUCUUUUACUUUUCUUUAAUACAAUGGAUUUUCUGCCUUAUUGAGUUUUUUGUAUGGAUAGUUAAACAAACAAUUAAUGAAUUCAGUAAAGCAAUCUCAUGACUAAUCAUGAUUAGAACUGAAUUUAAUAUAUUGCAGUUUUCGUGAACUACUGUCCACAAUACCAGAAAAUUAUUUAAGAUCUUGCAUCAAUGUAUAGCUUUGCAUCUCUGAAGUGUGAAGAUUUCAAAACCUUGCUAUUUUGUUUGGAGACAAAAUCUAGUAUUGGGCAGAACAUUCCACUCUAGUCUAUUUGCUGAGACACAGGAGAACAAAGAAAGAGAUAUAUAUUUAUUUUAUAAUAAAUCUUUAACAAUAAUAGAAAAUGUGAUUAUUCAUAUUUUAUGGUUGCUUUCAAAACAAUAUGUUCUAACAUUUUUUAUCUCAGGGAGUUUUUAUUUCAUAUCAUCGACUAUUUAAAAAAAAAAAAAUGAUAUUAAUAAUAAAAAAAUGCAUCACCAGACACUAAAUUCUUUAUGUAAGCAGGAAGCAAUGAUAUAAAGUGUAGAAGGCAAUAAUAUAAACAUCGCAAAGCUACCCAGCAUCUUCAGCCUAGCAAACCAUUUUUACAUUUUUUUUAUUUGUUUACAAAGAGCACUCAUUUAAAGUUAAUACAGCUAAUACAACAGUUCUCAAAUAAGUCUACUUAUAAGGAACAAUAGGUAUCCAAAAAUGUUAGACAUAUUUUGCUAGGUUUUAUUUAAAAAUAAUGAAGGCAGAAGUAACCAUGUAAAAACAAUAUCUUGAAAUAGUUUUAUGAUGAGUCUUAAUAAUGGAUAAUUAAUUUUUUUAAAAUGAUUUAAAGAGACACAGCUUAAUUAAUUGGUUAUAGUGCCUGGAUUCUCCUAACACUGCUCCUCCAUUCAUUGUUAAACCAUUGUAUAUAACACUAAAUGAUUACCACCACCACCACUGAACAUAUAUCUAAAGCAGAGAUUACACACUUCCUUUUAACCAUAUCAAUUGGCAAUGACGUGAUCUGUGAUAGGCUGAACGUAUUCGGUUAACACUUUCAGCCAAUCACUGCCACCCAUUGCUGCUCUCAUUUAGCAGUAAACCAUUAAAACAGGUGAAUUUUAAGAUGGCACCAGGGAACAAAAUUUACAGUGCCUACAGUGUCCCUUUAAAAUGGCAUGGUCACUUCUAUUUUGUGAUUGGAUUCAAUUCGUCAAGGUGACCUAACCACUUUCUUUGUGGUAUUUUAAGAUCCAUCUUUAACACCUGACAGAUGAGGUCUUAAUGGGCUGAGAGAGACACAUGUCAGUAGAAUAGUCAAGUGAGUCUCUCCAUAUCCUUUGCUUGUUUAUAGACAUAUCGCAGAUAUCAGUUCAACCGUGUGACAACUGGUGGGAAAUAGCAAGAUACAAUGAUAUAUAUUAUUCAGUUCAAAUAAUUUAUUUUCUGAAGUUUUUGUCUUUAUUAAAAACUGACAAAAAUUUAAAAAGUUUUACCACAUUGUUGGUUACAAACACUUUUAAACAAUAGGAUCACAAACACAAUUGUUAUAUUCAGAACAUACAUUGUAUUAAUAAUAUGAGAAAUUAGUUCAUUUUUACUUGUUUGGUACUUUAUACCAUAAUAAAUAUAUCCAACUCAUAAUUUAAAUGCAAAUUCAAAAAAAAUCAGGAUGUCUUAGAUGUGUUCACAACUAACAAAAUACUUACAAAUAAAAUCAACUGCAGAAUACAUGUACAUGAAAAAAUUAAAUAAAAAAAACUUAUAGAUGUAAAUAACUUAAAACAAUUUACAAUUUGGUUAUUAAUGUCUACUAUCCAUUUAAAGAUACCAUACAUAUCACAUAAAAAUAAAAAGUAUUUAACAACAUACCUAGCAUAAGUUAAUACAUUGCUAAAAUCUCAUUCAUACAACUGAGUUUAAGAAUUUGAAAACAAAAUAAUCAAACAUUUAAGAAAAAUAUGGUUUAAUUAAAAAGGGUAAGUGUGCUUAUGUAUCUCUAUCUACAAAAUAGUGAAAACAACAUAUAUAAAGGUCUAAAAAGCUUUCCUAUUAUUUAACAUGCUUGACAUAUCUCUUUGAAAGUUAGUGUUAUCAUUACUGCAAAUUAAAUGAACGCAUCAAACCACUAGCUUAUUUGGUUGCUCUUUGGAAGUUAGUGUUAUGAUUACUGCGAAAUUAAAUGAACGCAUCAAACCACUAGCUUAUUUGGUUGCUCUUUGGAAGUUAGUGUUAUGAUUACUGCGAAAUUAAAUAAACGCAUCAAACCACUAGCUUAUUUGGUUCCUUAGAUUCAACAUAGAGAUAUUCACAACAUCUUUUAAACAUUGUGCUGUUUGGCUAAUAUACUGAAUCUUGUAAUUUAACAUAAAUCUUACAUGAAUUUUUAUUUAUAAAAAAAAAAAAAAAAAACAUCUUUUGCCAAGUUGUAGACAAAAAAAGGAAAUUCAGAAUCAAAAUGGGCAGAACAUUUAAAUGUUCUAUUUAUGCUAAUAUGUGCUCACUUUUUUAAACUAUUUAUAUUUACUACAUAAACAAUUUUAAUUCUAAUCCCUAGAAACUAGGGAACAAUUUAUAAGAAAAAUUAUACUCCUUCCAGCCAGAAAUUUAACCUCAUGUUGAAGAACCCUAAAUUAUUUUGAGUCACAAUGUAAAAUGGAUAGAUGCUCGUUCACAAUGCUUUUUAUUAUUCCAUUUUGAUACUCUAUUUAUUACAAAUAAAGUGUUGCCAUGGGAUCAGGUAUCAGAUCCCCCCCGCGCGCACACACACACACACACACACACACACACACAGACUAACCAGUACACAAACACACACACACAGACACACACAGACACACAGACUGACCCCCACACACACACACUAACCCCCUCACCUACACACACACUCUGAUACCCCCAUACACACACACACUGACCCCCCCCAUACACACACUCACAGAGACUGAACCCUCCUUCCCCCACACACACAGACUGACACACACUCACAGAGACUGAACCCUCCUUCCCCCACACACACAGACUGACACACACACACACAGACUGAACCCCCCUCCCCCACACACACAGGCUGACCCAGACACAAACACACACACACACAGACUGACCCAUACACACACACACACACACACACACAGGCUGACCCAUACACACAAGUUGGUUUUGCCUUAGUCUCAUUUUAGCUUUUUCUAACAAGCUAUUUUCAGAACAUAUUUCGAACACUUAAUCACUCUUUUUUUUUUCUUCUUUGAUUUGCCCAUUUGAAUUGUACCAAUUAUGGUUUAACAUUUGAACUAGGAACAGUGCUGUUUGAAAUCAAUGUCAAUACUUUUUCAUCCUCUACUAUCUAACCAGGAAUACUAAUGAUAGCAAAUGUCAGAUUGCAGUAAUCGCUGAAAUACAGUAAGAAAGCAGAAACAUACUGCUAGUCUAAAUAAAGUUCAGAUCAUGUAUAUAGCAGUAACAAAAGUAAGGAGAAAGUGAUUUUUGUCUUUGAAUAUUCAAGACUGGUACCAUCAAACCAUAUUAAGGUUGGUGUAAGAUGGGUCAUACAUAGGUUCUUGAUAGUCUUUCAUAUUUGGAGAGAAAAGUCACCAAAUGUAAACCUACUGUGCUUAAAUUACACUAAUUACUACAGAAAAUACACUGAUUUAUAAAAUAUUCUUUAAAAAUUCACAAAUAAAUUAUAAAAGUUGCCUAUGGCCCUUCAGUGUGAUUUAUAGGUGAGUUCAUAUAUUUGUAUAAGCCUCUCUCAAGUGAUAAAAGCUGAUGUCAUAAAAUUUCAUUAAAUAUAUAUUGUCAAAUUUCUGCCAUUACUAUUUUUGAACAAAUAUAUCAAAUAAAAAAGUGCUAAAUAUUUUUUGAAUCCAUGAAUUGUUCUAUGUACAUGUUAAACUUAAAAGUGGGAGUUGGCAUCAUACAUUAUAUAUGUAUGUAUAGUGACCUAAAUUUAGGAGGGAUAAUUACUUUUCAUAAAAUGUAUAUUUCUAUUAUAAAUUUAACGCUAAAGCCAAUAUUGAUAUCAUUUUCAUAGCUGAACAACUUAAGUAUGCCUAUGACUUAAAUUGGAGUACAUACAUAACCUUAAAGUUAUCAUUACAUCCCCAUUAUUUUUUUUUUUUGGACAGCACGACAGGAAAAAUAUAUUAUUACUAUAAGAAUAAAAUAUUAAAUGAAUUAAGAAUAAAGUAUUGUGGUAUGAAAUAUUAAACCUUAUAAUUUGAAACUCGUAUUAGACUAAAAACAGACAUUAUUAUGUAAUGAUACUAUGCUUUACCCUAUUCUUUUGUUAUUAUUAAUCCAUUAAGGUAAAAAAGAGAGGACUAAUUUUGCAGUGAGUUUAAAGUUGUAUUAAAGAUUUACUCAGUGAUUUUAAGUGUCAUGGUGCUGGAAGUAUGUUUGUGCAGCAUUUUGAAGCAAAGAACAAAAGUCCUGGGUGCACUAUUGCCAAUACUAUGCAUAUUUCUAUUCAUAGAGCUUUAGUCAUUGGCUGAAAGCACCCACCUGAUUGUAAGCUCUUUUGAGAAAGGUCCUCAUCAAUCUAUUGUUUCUGUAACAUUUUGUAUCAUUAAAUUUCCCCUUUAUAAUACUGUAAAGUCCUGCAGAAUAUAUUGGCACUAUAUAAAUGAUGAUGAUAAUAUUAAAUGAGCAGUUGGAUCAGCAUCUGAAGCUUUGCAAAAGCUGGAUGUUGUAAACCCUGCUUCAUAGCUGACUCUGCACAGAAUGAGGACCAGGUCAGAGGGCAAACCAUUGAUGACUGGCUUUCCCCAUUACUAAGGAGUGGUACCAGGAUAGUAGUUUGCUGUAGUGGUUAUGAUGCUUGGAAUACAAAAAUGGCAUUCUAGUUUACAUAAAACAUUCUAUUUUACAUGUAGAAGAAUAGAUAAUGAUAGUAAACAUCAAAUAGUUAUAGAACUCAUGGAUCUUUAGAACAGACAGUAAUAUUGGUUAAACACUCACGGGCCUGAAUUGAAACUGGUUGACAUAAUUUGUAUGCCUAGUUCUGGAAAACAAUCAAGUCUAUGGUGCAGAAAAUGUAUUUAAACAUGUUUAAAAAUAUCUCUAUUCUGCAUCUGUAUUCUGCAGUUGAUUUUAUUUGUAAGUAUUUUGUUAGUUGUGAACACAUCUAAGACAUCCUGAUUUUUUUUGAAUUUGCAUUUAAAUUAUGAGUUGGAUAUAUUUAUUAUGGUAUAAAGUACCAAACAAGUAAAAAUGAACUAAUUUCUCAUAUUAUUAAUAUAGUUAAAAAUGUAUCCAUUUUCUUUAAUGGAUAAUGCUAAUAAAGUUAGUCAAUCUAACUAACUUUACUCAGGUAUCCUAAACCAAAACAUCAUCCAGAUAUAUUGAGGUGCUAAAGGGUACUCACUCUUCUUAUCCUCUCAUCCAUGUUAUCUGAGAGAGGAGUGUUUAUUAAAUAAACAUCCUCACUCUCUCUUUGGACAAUGUGCUAGAUUUGGGGCAACCAUGAUGGAAAUCAUUUCUAUAUCCCUGGAUAAUAAUCCAGGUUUGGCACAUGCAGUAGAAUUUCUCCAGUUCUACUUUAUUAAUUAAUAGAGACAAUAGCAGUCACUGUAAUGUAUAUUUAAUAACACUUUAAAAUGAUUUGGUUUUAUUUGGUAUUACAAAGUGAUGGGAUUUUUAAAAAAACAUCACUUCUUAAAUACAAAAUAAGUGACAAAACUAUUAAUAAUAAUAAAAAUAAAACAUGAAUGCAUUUUCAAAACAUAUUCCAAAAAAUACAUAUGAAAUGUUUAACCAGUAACUACAGAGGAAAGAAUUGUAAUUGUGCAAAUUAAAAAUGGGAAAACAAUGCAAUAUACAUCCAUUAAAGCAAAUUCAAUUGCAUCAUUUAAAAAUUUUGAUUGCUGGCAAAAGGGCCAAAUAGUUAAUUUGUGUAUUAAGAAAAUAAAAGAUAGAAAAGGUGUGGCCAGUGUUGCUUCCUGAUCAUAUGAAAUAGAACAAUUAGUCAUUAUAUGACACUGGGAUGGAGUUGUUAUAAUUUCACAAAGAGAGCCUUCAAUAAAGCAGUAUCUAGUGUAGAAGUAAUUAACCCUUUGGAGAAGGGUCAAGGGACAUUGAAUGGGAGUGAGAGGGGAAUUGAGUUAGGAAAUGAGGGAAGCAAAUCAUGGAAUGAGUGAGGUGAAAUGAUGGAGAGACGUGGAAUAAGGUGGAACGAUACAUUAAGAGAAUAGAUAGAUGAUGAAGGGAGAACGAUUGAUGUGUAAGUUUCAUUGGUGAGCUCUGUUGUAUACAUAUAUAUAUCCCAUAUUUUCCAUAGUAACAUAUCUUCAUUACAAGUUACAUGGAUUCACAGCAAUACGAUUCACAAAAAUGUAGGGUGUGUGCAAGCAUAUCAGAAAGCAACAGAAGAUAAAUAUAUUCUAAUGCAAAUUUUAUGUGAAUGAGUGUUUUUCUUUCUUUUUUUUUUUUACAAUUUCCUACAACACACCUAUUCAGUACACAAUGCUAUGGAAUUUAUUGCUGUGGAACUACAUACACCUUAAUUAAUUGUACUAUAGGCUUAAAACACCCUGAAAAACUACUAAUAGUAGUAUUUAUACCAGUUGUAUAGAAACUUUUUUUAUUAUUUCCCUCGAUUGCACUGCCCGGUAGUGAAACUAAUGAACAUAGGGCCCUGGUGCAAGAUUUUUAGGAAACCCCCUACCAGAAAAGCUCCAAUUCCUCACAAAAUGUCCCCACUUGCCACUGCCAAAUAACCAUCUUUAUAGUCACAAGACCCUACAUCUCAAUGCCAGUUCACUCUCUCCUUCCCCAAUUUAGACUGCUACAUGUCCCUGACAAUUGACCCUUUCCCUGCCCCAAGCUACAUUUUGCCACAUUUGCCUGCCUAUGAAUACUCUCUAUUCCCAAAUUACCAAGAUUGGGCCCCUAAACUUUGCUAGGCUACUGCUGCACAUGAAGUAGUUUUGCCUCUGUCACUGCCAAAAUCUGGCUCGGUACCUUCUGAAGUUAUGUUCUGGAUUUACCCUUGAUAGCACCACAAUAAAAGGAUAUAUGUAUUGUCUGAGCCAAUAUCAUGAAUAUAAGGUUUGCAUAUAGUAUAACAUAGACCAUGUAUAGUAUAGACCAUGCAGGUCUAUCCCUGCAAAUAUAUGAUAAAAAAAAAUGGAACCAAGUAUCUAAUACAAUUAUAUAAUAUAGAAAUAUUGAAUGCCUUACUGUGGUUCCCUUUACCCAUUUCCAUGCAUCUAGUCAAAAUUAUACACCAUUUCUCGAUUAGGAAAUAUUCACAUACUGCUUUCAAAACAUACUGUAUUAAUUCCACAUUAAAUAUUUGGGAGUAACACAAAUAAGGGUAUGCAACAGUACAAAGUAAGAGGGUUAUUUUUAGAUUAAGUGCCUAUUUCACUUUUGGUGAGGUAUAUUGUUUGAACUAGCCAGCACUGCUAAUCCAUGUACAAAUACAACAUUCAAACUAGUAUUUAUUGCAACCCAGCAAUGAUCACUUUUAUUAUUGUGUGAUACAUAGUACAUAUACUGACUUUCAAUUCGUCUGCUCGAUUUUAGCCUCCACUUCCUCUAAAAUAAAAUGUUUUUUUUAAAAAAUAAAAAAAUAAUCCGGAUAGCUAAAUUUCAGCCAUAUAUGUAUUCAGCUCAUCAGGAGUUUGAGAAUGAAAAACAAUUCAGGUAACAAAUCACAAAUAGCAAACGGGUGGAAAAAUGGGCUACUCAGAAUACUGAAAAAUAUAUACAUAAUAUAAAUAUUACUUAUAUAUUUUUCCCCCCAUCUAGUUUACUGAUCAAGUAUGAAAAAGUAACCAAAUAAGAAAAAAGGAGGAGCCGUAAAAAUAUAUUAUCUAUUUUUACAUAUAAUAUUUUUAUCAAAUAUAUAAAAUGUAUAGAGUUUUUUCCUCCUUAUUUUCCCUCUAUUGCUCACUUCUCACUUAAUAUGUAAAAAAAACAAAAAAAACACAACAUUUAGUAAAUGUCCCCUAGUUAUUGAUUAUCUUUUUUCCCCAUCAAUCAUUUUUUUAUUUUUUUAAAGCAGGCGGAAUUCUAAAUCAUUAAUUAAAACUAUAACAUCAUUCUUGUUCAUUAUGCAUUACAUUUAAUUCAUGAUUUGGCUCAGAGUUCGGGAAUUUGGAUGAUCAACCGAUCAACUAAAAUUCGGAUAAAUUACAGUUCAGAACAAAUACAAGUCUAAUAUCAACCAAACAAAUAAAAGUCCUGUGAAUGCAUAGAUAAAUUAGUUAAGUCUAUCUUUGCUAUUUAUACUAAGAAUAUAUAAAUCACUGGAAACCUAAACAGAACUAAAUAUUGCAAUAUAUUAUAAAGAUUUGUUUUUAAUAUCCCAAUGCAUGGUGUGAGAUUAGAAAGAGUUACACUGAUGAAAAGCAGCUACCACCAUUAAUAAUUGGCCUUCCCUUAAUGAUAUGUCAGGGGAAGUACUGGAGGAGGCAAUCACACGGUCUUCAUCUCAACUCUUUUAACAUACCACCAAUGGUAGAGAGGCUGUCAUGUUGACUGCAAUGUCUAUGUUGUUGCUAUAAAAUAAAAUUAAACCUAUCCAUACCACUAACUUUUAAAACAUACUGCAACAUAUAUAAAAAGAUAAAUUAUUUGUUAGGGGAAAAUAAUGCUAUAUGGGAUUUGUGAAAAUCCAAAACACAUUUUUAUGUUUCAUAUUUUACGGUGACCAUUCAAUGGUAAUAUAAUAUCACAUACAUUUAGGGGCUCAAACAUUGAAUAUAUUUUUGUGAUCUAACCAGAUAAAAGUUUGCCUAUUUUAUAUAGAAGACCUGUUCGAGUUCUUAAAAUGUAUAUACACACACACACACACAACACACUAUUACUAAACAUUAAUCCCUAAAUUACAUGAAAACUAACAAUUAUUAAAAUAUUUUAAGAUAAGGUGUGCAAAUAGUGUGUUUGUAUGUCUGGGUGUAUGUGUCUGACUUAAAAAUCGAAUUAUAUUAUGAUAUUAUCAUUCUAAUAUUAUAAUAUCAUUAUGACAACAUUAUCAGAAGCACACACACACACACACACAACACACUAUCACUAAACAUUAAUCCCUAAAUUACAUGAAAACUAACAAUUAUUAAGAUAUUUUAAGAUAAGGUGUGCAAAUAGUGUGUAGGCCUGGGUGUAUGUGUCUGACUUAAAAAUUGAAUUAUAUUAUAAUAUUAUCAUUCUAAUAUUAUAAUAUCAUUAUGACAACAUUAUCAGAAGCUACAUGCACAAGAGGGCUGUUUUUAAUAGCGUUCAUAAUAACAAAAUUGGUCACAGCUGUUUUCCAAGCGCUGUAAAUAUGCAGCUUUAGGACGAGGGGCUAUCCUUGUAGAUAUUGGUCCAAAAUGUUGCAGUGACUAUUUUGUGUUGCAUACAAAGGGGAAACUAUAUAUUUUGGAAAAAGAUCCAAAAAUGCACUAUUUCCUUUCUCCUUGGACAUGCAUUAUAUGGCUCAACAGAGUGCCCCAUGGGCAUUUGAAAGCAGCCUUUCUAUAACUUUGUGUAUAGGAUUCAUGACAUACAAACACACAAUACAAUAAACAUUCAAAUCAAUUAUUAUGAGUGUUAUCCUUGUCUUUAUCUACAGUAGAAGGACAUAUAAAUCCAUAAGAUCUAAUUGCACAGCAUGGAAGACCAUCUGAGAUUGCAAACCACAACUUUGUUUUUGUGAAUGGAUAUUUUACAACAGUCCAUAAACUAAAAAAAAUAUAUAAGGUUGACAUUAUUAAAAUUUUCAUUAGGUGUUAUAAUAUUUUGCAAGGGAUGAUGUGAAAAUUAUGUCAGAUUUAGAUUUUUGUAAGAAGGGAUUGAACUAUCAACUGAGUUUGAAGUACGGAAAGCAAAGUUGCAAUGUCUCCCAGGAUCAUAUUUAAUAUCGAUAUUAAGGCUGCCUCUUCAAGGGUUUAAUAAGCAUAUAAGCUUAAACAGAUCAAACAUAAAAAUAUGUUGAGGCAUAUGAAUCAUGCAGAUGUAAAUGAAUCAUGAAAUUUUUAUGAACUACAUAUGCGUAGAGAAAAUUGGCCAAGGACACAAGUUCUACAAAGUCUGCAUUUUUUCUCUGUAGCACUAAAAUG
This is a messenger RNA of Pelobates cultripes (western spadefoot toad), 21125 nucleotides long. The record is from the annotation of a GenBank genome assembly. NCBI's taxonomy places the organism in Eukaryota, Metazoa, Chordata, Amphibia, Anura, Pelobatidae.